Serinus canaria (Common canary) is the source of this 1615-nucleotide messenger RNA. It is a transcript of the gene CALHM1, whose product is annotated as calcium homeostasis modulator 1. The record is from RefSeq and is a predicted model, not a curated record. Gene Ontology annotation, molecular function: monoatomic cation channel activity. Lineage: Eukaryota; Metazoa; Chordata; Aves; Passeriformes; Fringillidae. The transcript has 2 exons. The coding region runs from base 295 to 1311 and encodes 338 amino acids.
GCAGAAAUGGGGAUGUGGAGAAGAAUGAAAUCAGGUUUUGCAAACUAGAAAUAACCCAGAUCCCAGAUCCAAAGAAGUGCAGCAGGAAGCAAACUCUAAACUUUUGUAGGCAGCAAAAUCAGCAGGAAAAAAAUGUUAAUUUUCUGCUUUAAAUAGUGGGGUUGCAGGAGUGCAUGGAUGAAACAGUGGACUGCACAGAAACUUAGUGAUGCCAUCUUUGAAGAGGAAAUCUGAAAGAAUGAAAUAGACUGAGGCCACAGCUUGGACCCUGGCAGGGGAAGGAAUCAAGUAAAGAUGGACAAGUUUCGGAUGAUCUUCCAGUUUUUCCAGUCCAACCAGGAGUCCUUCAUGAAUGGCAUCUGUGGGAUCAUGGCCCUUGCCAGCACCCAGAUGUACUCAGCCUUUGAUUUCAACUGCCCCUGCCUGCCACAGUACAACCUGGCCUACGGGCUGGGCAUCCUCCUGGUGCCCCCCUUCAUCUUGUUCCUGCUGGGUUUUGUGCUCAACAACAACAUCUCCAUGCUGGCAGAGGAGUGGCGGCGGCCGCGGGGCCGGCGGGGGAAGGACCCGGCCGUGCUGCGCUACAUGUUCUGCUCCAUGGCACAGCGGGCCAUGAUCGCCCCCGUGGUGUGGCUGUCGGUGACACUGCUGGACGGCAAGUGCAUCACCUGUGCCUUCUGCACCUCGGUGCCCGUGGAGACCCUGGGCAAUGCCAGCCACCCCCGCCUCUCCCAGGGGGAGGUGCAGCGGCUCCUCGCCCGAAUCCCCUGCAAGGAGAUCUACAAUGGGCAGCAGCUCAUUGCCAACGAAGUGGCCGUCAGGUACCUGCGCUGCAUCUCACAGGCUCUGGGCUGGUGCUUUGUGCUGCUGAUGACCACUCUGGCUUUCUUGGUCAGAUCACUUCGGCCCUGCUUCAGCCAGGCUGCCUUCCUGAAGAGCAGAUACUGGUCCCACUACAUCGACAUCGAGCGCAAGCUGUUCGAUGAGACGUGUGCAGAGCAUGCCAGGAGCUUUGCCAAGGUCUGCAUCCAGCAGUUCUUUGAGGGCAUGAGCACAGACCUGGUGGCUGCUCACUGCCACCUGCCCAGGAAAGCCCCUGCUGACGCAGGGGAAGCUGCUGAGAAGCUCCUGGGCAUCACCGACCAGGGCACCAUGAACAUGGCCCUGAAGAGCUGGCACAGAUGCAAGCCCCCACUGCACCUCCACCCACCUGCCCAACCCACUGGAAAUGGCUGGGCAGGAGAAGGGCAGCCCUCCACGCACCCCUCUGCAUCCCGAAAAGAGACAGCUGCCUACUACAGCUGGGUGUGAGGGCUCACAGGGAUGGGCAGAGGCAGAAUCACGUUUUUGUGAGAUGGGCUGCAGAGAGAGCAGAAACCAGGGCACGGGCAAGGGCUGGUGCCACAGGAGCUGCAGGGGAACAGGCACCCAAAGGGCUCAGUGUGAUCCCAUCUGCUCCCAUCUGCUGUCACAUCCAGUCCCGCAGCGUCGGUGAUCCAGGAAACGAGUUGUGUGCCAGGAAGGAUAAUUUUGCAAGGCCAUGGUGGACGAGCCCCAGGGAUGCUGAGGGGUGCAAUGUGGCAGCCAGAUGUGCUGUGUGUCCCACACCACUGAG